Molecule: messenger RNA, 2004 nt
Organism: Colletotrichum spaethianum
Lineage: Eukaryota; Fungi; Ascomycota; Sordariomycetes; Glomerellales; Glomerellaceae
Product: non-reducing end beta-L-arabinofuranosidase
Exons: 2
Coding region: 1-2004 (667 amino acids)
Biological process (GO): carbohydrate metabolic process
Source: RefSeq, a predicted model, not a curated record
AUGUCUAACCCCCAGAUCACGUUCCGCCAAACAACAUUCACGGCCCCGUCCCUCCUCCUCACCCGCCGCCGUACCGUCUCCCGCACCACCGUUCAUGCCCAGCUCGACCAGCUCCGCGACAACGGCCAGUACGACUGCUUCAAGCUCGGAUGGCACCCCAUAUACGACGAUAAGUCGCGCUGGCCUGCGCCCCUACACCUGUUCUGGGACAGCGACGUCGCCAAGUGGAUUGAGGGCGCCUGUUAUUUCCUGGCCGACGAGUAUGACGUGGAAGUCGACGCUGCUGUGCGUGAGCUGGUCAACAUGAUCCGGGCUGCGCAGCACGAGGACGGGUAUCUCAACGUUCAUUUUUCCGUUGUCGAGCCAGGGAAGCGAUGGACCAAUAUCCGCGAUAUGCAUGAGAUGUAUAAUGCCGGGCAUCUGAUUGAAGCGGCCCUUGCACACUCGCAGUAUUACAGAAACGACCUCCUCAUGGAGCCAAUCGAGAAGUACAUCGCCCAUAUGUGCCGACGCUUCGGUCCGGGAGACGGUCAGCUGCGGGCAUACCCAGGACACCCCGAGAUCGAGCUCGCCCUCCUGAGAUUCUACUCGGUAACAGGCUCCCAAGAUGCAUACGACCUCGCCCGCUUCUUUCUCGAAGAGCGCGGGAACCCCACGGGCCAGGACGGUAAGCACUUUUACGAUUGGGAGAUGGAACAGCGUGACGAGCCGCGCUGGAAACGGCCCAACUCCUUCCCGAUGGACAGGUCCUACUGGUACUGCCAGGCCCACGCGCCCAUCCUCGAACAGCCUACCGUCGAAGGCCACGCCGUCCGCGUCGUGUACCUCCUCACCGCCGCCGCCGACCUGCUGAACCUCUCCCAUACAAGCACCCCAUCGGCACAACUUCAACCCCUGGCCGCCGCUCCCGACUGGCUCGCUGCCCUCCGCCGUCUUUGGUCCAACAUGGUUGACAAGAAGAUGUACCUCACUGGCGGUGUCGGCGCCAUGGCGCAAUGGGAGGGGUUUGGCAUCGACUAUUUCCUCCCGCAAGGCCCAGACGAGGGGGGCUGCUACGCCGAGACGUGCGCUUCCGUGGGCGUAAUGAUGCUUGCCGAGCGGCUGUUACACGCGGACCCGGAGCUGGACGGGCGGUACGCCGACGUCAUGGAGUUGUGUCUAUAUAACAACGUCAUGACCGCCAUGAGCCUCGACGGGAGGGCGUUUACCUAUGAGAACCAGCUUGCGAGCUGUGAGAGCGCGAGGAGCGAGAGGGAGGGCUGGUUUGGGUGUGCGUGUUGUCCACCGAAUGUGACGCGGCUGUUUGGAAGCUUGGGUGGGUACCUCUGGGAUUACGGAGGUAAGGAAGGGGAGGCGUGGGUGAACGUUCAUCUGUAUACAAGCGCCGAGGUAAAUUUCCCCGUGGACGGGACCGAUGUGACGCUCUCACAGAAGUCGAACUGGCCGUGGGAGGGCAAUAUCCUGUUCCAGCUCAAGGGCGCAGAAAGCCUCGAAGCGACGAUCCGACUCCGUAUCCCGGCCUGGGCUAAGGGCGACUUCGUCAUCACGCCUACACCUCCUCCCGGGACGUCCACGUUGGAACGGGGAUACCUCCACCUCAGUCCGGCGUACAUCGCAGCCAACCCUGUCUUCUCGCUUGAUAUCCACGGCUUCGCGCCGCGGUAUAUUGCGCCUCACCCUUAUACAAACCAGCGGACGCUAAGUCUUGCGCGUGGGCCGAUUGUGUACUGCGUCGAGGACGCCGAUCACCCCUGGGAAAACAAUCAUUUCAAGGACAUUGGAAUGAAGAGAGAGGGAAAGGUGGGGGAAGAGUGGAGGGUCGACCGUGUGAGCGGAGAGGAGUAUUUUGCGCUGAGGACAGUUGGAUGGGAAAGGCCGCCGGAAGCUUUGGAGAAAGGCAAAGAAGGGGUAAAGAGAGAUCUUGUGUUUGUACCGUUCUAUUUCAGGGCAAAUAGGGGCGGUAAGGGGCAGAUGAGGGUUGGGCUUAGGGAUGAUGGAAUAUAA